Mustela erminea (ermine) is the source of this 327-nucleotide messenger RNA. Its product is annotated as small ubiquitin-related modifier 2-like. The coding region runs from base 1 to 327 and encodes 108 amino acids. Lineage: Eukaryota; Metazoa; Chordata; Mammalia; Carnivora; Mustelidae. The record is from RefSeq and is a predicted model, not a curated record. The transcript has 3 exons.
AUGGACAACGAAAAGCCCAAGGAUGGAGUCAAGACCGAGAACAAGAAUCAGGUUACUGUGAAGGUGGAGAGGCGGGGUGGUUCUGUGGUGCGGUGUAGGAUUAAGAGACGAACACCAAUUAGUAAACUGAGGAAAUCAAUGAAACAGACACCUGCACAGCUGGAAAUGGAGGGUGAGGAUACAGGGGAUGUGUCCCAGCAGCAGACAGAGGUGUCUACUGAAAAGGGAACCUGCUACUUGACUCCAGAACUCUCUUCAUCUACUCCCUGUGUCUCAUUCAUUCAGUCCCUUGGCUUUAAUGCCAUCUGUACACUCAUUGACUCCUAA